AUGGGGGACCCCAGCAAGCAGGACAUCCUGACCGUCCUCAAGCGCCUCCGCUCGGUGCCCACCAACAAGGUGUGUUUUGAUUGUGGCGCCAAAAACCCCAGCUGGGCGAGCAUCACCUACGGGGUGUUCCUCUGCAUCGACUGCUCAGGGUCGCACCGGUCGCUGGGCGUUCACCUGAGCUUCAUUCGAUCUACAGAGCUGGAUUCUAACUGGUCUUGGUUCCAGUUGCGCUGCAUGCAAGUCGGAGGAAACGCUAACGCAGCGUCCUUCUUCGACCAGCACGGCUGCACCACCAGCGACACCAAGGCCAAGUACAACAGCCGCGCGGCGCAGCUCUACCGGGACAAGAUCAAGUCGCUGGCCGCCCAGGCUGCGCGGAAGCACGGCACUGACCUUGGGGCCAAAAAAGGCAGCCUGGGAGCCCAGAAGCUGACGAGCACGUGCUUCGAUGAGAUGGAGAAGCAAGCCCAGGCUGUGGACAAGAUGAAGGAGCAGGAAGACCUGGCCAGGACGGCGCCCAAGGAGGACUCGAUAGUCUCGUCCUUACGGCUGGCCUACAAGGACCUUGAGCUUCAGAUGAAGAAAGAAGAGAAGAUGACCGUGGGCGGGAAGACGAAGGCGGAGUCGGAGCGGCUGGGCAUGGGCUUCGGGAACUGCAGGAGUGGCAUUUCACAUUCAGCAACCUCAGAUAUGCAGACCAUUGAACAGGAAACACCAGUCACAGCCAAACCGCGGAAAAAGUACAGCGAUGACAGCGAUGACUCAUACUUUACCUCCAGCUCCAGGUACUUCGACGAGCCGAUGGAGCUACGGAGCAGCUCCUUCUCCAGCUGGGACGACAGCUCCGACUUCUACUGGAAAAAGAAGAGCAUCAAAGAGACCGGCACGGUUCCGAAGGCCACAGGCUAUUCCGACAGGCCGCCUGCUCGCCGCAAGCCGGACUGCGAGCCCGCCGGGAGCACGGACGAGGCCCAGAAGAAGUUCGGCAACGUCAAAGCCAUUUCCUCCGACAUGUACUUUGGGAGACAAGACCACGCCGACUUUGAAACGCGGGCACGGCUGGAGCGGCUCUCGGGAAGCUCCUCCAUCAGCUCAGCCGACCUGUUUGACGAGCAGCGGAAGCAGGCGGCAGGAAACUACAACCUCUCGAGUGUGCUGCCCACCGCCCCCGACAUGGCGCAGCUGAAGGAGGGUGUGCGCUCCGUCGCCGGGAAGCUGUCCGUCUUCGCCAACGGAGUCAUGACCUCCAUCCAGGAUCGCUAUGGUUCCUAA
This is a messenger RNA of Pipistrellus nathusii (Nathusius's pipistrelle), 1272 nucleotides long. The record is from the annotation of a GenBank genome assembly. NCBI's taxonomy places the organism in Eukaryota, Metazoa, Chordata, Mammalia, Chiroptera, Vespertilionidae.